AUGGAUGGUUCUGAGGACAAUAAAAACUGCGCACCCGAGGAGAAAACCAAUCAUUGCGACGUGUGUUCCAGACAGAAUUUAAAAGCUAAUGGUUGCUUUUGGUGUGUAGACUGUAGUGACAUGCUCUGUACGAAAUGCCGCGACAUCCAUAACUCUAUAAGAUCAACCAUGAAGCAUGAAGUUUUAGCAAAAUCUAAAAUAUCAAGUUCGAAAGUGUUCAGAAGAAAUCUGUUCUGCGAAGACCAUUCUGACAGAAAGUUAGAAGUUUACUGCUUUGAUCAUGAGAAGCCAUGUUGUCUAAUGUGUGCUACCAUCACUCACCGAAAAUGUGAUCGAGUAGAGAUCCUUGAAAAGUGUGCGAAGUCGGUGAAAACCGAGGACGUGGAUUCGUUAUUGGAAAGUUUCAAAAAAUUGCGAAAAGGAUACAUAACAAAGCAGGAAAAAGAGAGGGAAAAUCACUCGGAAUUCAAAUCCAGUUGUUCUCAAAUAGCAACUGAUAUCAAGGGUAAAUCCGGGAAAAUGAUCCUACACAUCCAAAACGAGCAAGAACUUUUGCAAGAUCUUUCAAAUAUCGAAAAAAGUCAAAAUGAGGAAUUUGAAAAGAAAAGAGAAAUGUUUGAAGAAACCAGCAAAAUAAUUUCUCAGAACAUCGAUGUUUUAACUGAUGUCAAAAGUUUGAGUAUCGUAAAUAUGUUUCUAGAAACAAACAAAUGUAAGAAACUGCACACUUAUUUAAAUGAUGACUAUGCAAAGCGGAAAAGUCCAGAUGAAAAAUAUUCCGUGUCUUUGGAAUUACAUAGUUUUGUUGUGAAUUUUGACACCACUUUCACAUCUUUCGGUAGAUGUACAUUGAAUGGGAAGAGGGGUCAAGUUAACCUUCUUGAGGACAGCCUCGAGAUGGUUUCCCGCAUUUCAUGUAAGGAUAGCGUCACGGAUCUAGAAAUUAUCGACGAAAAUUACAUUAUUGUUUUUUCCCAGACUGGCCGUUCAGUACAUCUCUAUAACAUUGACGGUUCACACAAAGCGAGUAUUCAAUUCAGUAGUGAACUUUGGGCAAUAUCACGAUGGGGAGAAAACUUUGCAGUAGCCUGUAGGGGAGACAACUCGAUUCGGGUUCUUAGUGUAACAUUUCAUCUACCAGGUCUUUCUCUUGAUAGAUCCAUUCAGCUGGACUACAAACCAUCAGGAGUGGCCGAAAAGGGAGAGGAUCUCUUGGUUUUGUGUGGCUCAAAAAUGCUAAAAAUUACAAAGGCUGGAAAUAUUUCUGUAUUAUUCAAAAUAACUUCUGAUUGUUCAUACGGCUUCUGUUGUGCUACCCGGGAUGCAAUUUUGUUUACAGAUCCAAAUAACAGCGGACAGUUAUACUGUAUGAAGAAUAGAGAAUAUUUUCAAAAUCUGUUUGAAAGAAAGUACCCUGAAGUGAAACAUCCAUGCGGUGUUGCCACAGAUUCCAAAGGAAAUAUUUACUUGGUUGGUUUUUCGUCAGCAACACUGGUUCAGCUUUAUACGGACGGAACGUUUGUACGGACAUUGAUAAAGAAUCACAGAGAAGUAAUAUAUCCCCAUGGGGUACGGAUAUAUGAAGAUGUUAAUUCAGUUAAGCUAUUUCUGGCCACUGGUAAUAUUAUAAAUGUGUACACGUUUACUCGUUUAGAAUAA
Saccostrea echinata is the source of this 1659-nucleotide messenger RNA. RefSeq lists its product as uncharacterized. Lineage: Eukaryota; Metazoa; Mollusca; Bivalvia; Ostreida; Ostreidae. The transcript has a single exon. Gene Ontology annotation, molecular function: zinc ion binding. The coding region runs from base 1 to 1659 and encodes 552 amino acids. The record is from RefSeq and is a predicted model, not a curated record.